CGCCAGCGCCGAGAAAGAGUCACGGUGAGAGGAUAACAAGUAAUGAUGCGCAAUUAGUGCGCGGGCACAGGAUGAGAAAUGGAAACGCCAACUGUGCGCUCCAGUCACGUGAAUGCGCUUUACGAUUUCUGCGCCCCGGAUCUGUCUCCAGGCGCUGCGUGGAGAGGAGACGCGCACUUUGCAGGCAGGAGCUUCUUCUUCUACUACUUCUCAUCCCCUCUCUCUCUUUUCUCUCUUUUUCUUCGCUGUCACUUCAGUCAGCCGGGAGAAUGAGCGGAUCCGAGUCCGGGCUGCCUCUGCGGCGGGUCGACCUCCUUGUCUUAUAACAACCUGAGGGAGUCUACGCGUGUUUGUCCCCCCAUUCUUCUUCUCUUGGUCUCAUGUUUCCCCUCCGAGCAUCAUUUGGGAGAGAAUGCGUCUGCUCGUUUUCGCGACUUUGCUCGGAGUCCUCCUCGAUGCGGGAGAUCCCCUUCAGAUUCAGUGCUACCAGUGUGAGGAGAUGAAGCACAAUGACUGCUCCACGCCAGAGUACAUCGUCAACUGUACCGUCAACGUACAGGACAUGUGCCAGAAGGAGGUGCUGGUCAAAUCUGAUGGUGAGGCUGCCGUAAUUGACUACGCUCGUUUUGGUCGUAGCAUGACUUUUAUUUUCGAGUCACGGAUACAUUAUCGGAAAUCGUGUGCAUCCUCGGGGGCUUGCCUCAUUGCCUCCUCUGGCUACCAGCAGUUCUGCACCGGCAGGUUGAAUUCAGUCUGCAUCUCCUGCUGCAACACCCCACUCUGCAACGGCCCCAAGAGGAAGCGUCCCACCAACUCGGCGGCAACGACCACCCUGCAGACGAACCGGCCUCUUCUUCUUUUCCUGCUCACACUGCUGCUCCUCCUACUGACGUAGAUGAUGUUCCCGCCACAACUUCGCUGUCCAUCCCGGGGUCUGGACCUUACGAGGAGAUUUGGACACCACAUCGGCUUCGUAGCUUCUCAGCUUUAUGGAAAACUGUUAGUGUUAUUGAUAAAAUGGCGUAACCGCUGAGAGUGACACUGAAACCCCAGAGAAGUGAAAGCAUACAGAGCUUUGUGAAUCAUUGAUUGCUCGGGUUUGAAGAGGAUGCGGCUGAGGCAUCUCUCGCCUUUUUUUCUUUCUUUUCUCUGUUUUUUUUCUCUUUUGGCUUUUUGUGAAGUGGAGCGUUUAUGUGAAGAAGCUGGUCUCAAGUUAUUUUCUGGUUAUUAGAUGCUGUAAAAAAAAAAAGUGCUGGUGGAGGUUAUAAUACUUUUGAGCUUUUUCAUUUUCUGGUCUUACGGUUUGAAACAGCGCUGCUGGUUUCAUUUUCCUGUCGAUGCUGUAGCUGUUUAUGCUCUGAAUACACAGAUUUGACCUUACGAAGCCAAACUUUAGUUUUAUUUCUCAUAUGUUACCGUGAAGACUGCACUUUGACUGAGGCAACAAGUUGAAGGUUUCCCAGCUCUCUUGCAUCUUCCUUUCACAUUUAUGCUUAUUCUCCACUAUCAACCGUCAUUUCUCUUUGUUUCUGCGCUCUCAAUCAUAGGGUUGCUUAUGCGAUAUAAAACACUAUUAGUAGGCAUUAAUAUUCCUGUGUAGAAUGAUCUAUUAAAUUGUCUCAUAACUUUCAUAUUACAUAGUGCAGAAUAAUAAGAAAAAAAUAUAAGUACAAAUAAAAUUCUCACUCGAGACUUGCUUCAGGUGAUCUCUGUCAUAUUUCCCUUUAAGUAUCCUUCAUGGCCCCAAAAUUAUGGUUCCCUCUGCAUGCUGUAAAACAAAUUUCAUAACUGAAACCUGAUUUGAUUCUCAUAUUUCAGUGUUCAGAUGAGCAUUUUAGAAAAUUUCUGCAUUUAUAUUUGCCUCUAAAUGAUCUGUUUGCCUAUUUAUUCUUAUCACGGAUAUUUGUUUGGCUAUCUGUACCGUAUCGUAUUUAUUCUGUGGUGAAUGUGCUGUGGACGGCGAUGCAGACACUCCGGCGCUGUAUUUUAAUGCCACACGUGAAGGUUUUAACGGUCCCGAGGAGAGCGGAGGACAAGAAACUGCAGUUCAAGAACGUCAAGAGGAAAGGCAUACUUGAGUUUAUUACUUCUAGAUUUGAAAAAGCUGUGUCAGAGACGGGCCAUCUGAUAAACUUUUGUCUUUUUAUUGAUCUUCUGUGAAGAGUAACACUGUAUUCUGCUGAUAUGUGAUGUAAAUAAAUGUUGCAGAAAUGUUGCAGAAAAA
Messenger RNA from Neolamprologus brichardi, 2224 nucleotides. Its product is annotated as ly6/PLAUR domain-containing protein 1-like. Gene Ontology annotation, biological process: acetylcholine receptor signaling pathway. The record is from RefSeq and is a predicted model, not a curated record. Gene Ontology annotation, molecular function: acetylcholine receptor inhibitor activity. NCBI's taxonomy places the organism in Eukaryota, Metazoa, Chordata, Actinopteri, Cichliformes, Cichlidae.